CGAGAGGGUCAAAAUUCAUGGCGGUGCCCAUGAAAUCCGGGGUUGUCCUCAGUAGAUCAACCAACGCCCAACCGAAAGUGCCUUGAGAAUAGUUGCGUUGCAUGAAUGGAUUUUUCGUAGCAUCAUACCUGGGCGUUUGUUGUGCGAUAUGUUCCCGUGCCCGUGUUGCCUUCGGUUGUGCUUUAGUUAUUCUCCUGAUGAGAUUCAACGAAGAGAGGAGAGCAGGAAAAUUGAAAAGCAAAUCAAACAAGAUGCGCCAAAAUUCCGCCGAAUCGUUCGACUUCUCUUGCUGGGAGCUGGGGAGAGUGGAAAGUCAACAUUCUUGAAGCAAAUGAAGAUCAUCCACGGCUUUAAAUUUGACCCGGCGGCGAUCAGGGAAUAUCAUGGAAUAAUUUACCAGAAUGUUAUUCAAGGAAUGAAGGUGUUGGUGGACGCAAGGAACAAACUUGGGAUACCUUGGGAGUUUCCGGAAAAUCAGGUUCAAGCUGAUGUGUUGAUGCUCUUCAAAGGCCCUGCGUCGAGUAUGGAUGAAGAUACAUUUCUGUUCUACGCAGCCUGUGUGCAAGUCUUGUGGAAAGAUGGUGGGAUCAAAACCGCUUUUGCUCGACGGAGAGAAUUCCAACUUGUUGAUUCGGUCAAAUAUUUUUUCGACAAUCUGGAUCGCAUAGCUCGUCCGGGUUAUACUCUGGAGAAUCAGGACAUCUUACAUGCUCGCAAAGCAACGAAAGGCAUAAUCGAAUUUGUGCUGCAUGUUCGACAAGUUCCCUUUCAUUUCAUCGAUGUCGGUGGACAACGUUCUCAGCGCCAAAAGUGGCUCGUUUGCUUCGAGAAUGUCACUUCAAUCCUCUUCAUGGUGUCCUCGAGCGAGUACGACCAAACACUCGUUGAAGACAGGACUGUGAAUAGAUUCCGGGAAUCCUGUAGCAUCUUCUCCACGAUAAUAAAUCAUGAGUUCUUCCGAACAACGUCUGUGAUAUUGUUUCUCAACAAAACAGAUCUACUACUGGAAAAAGUGACCAAGAAACAAGCAAACAUUCAAGACUAUUUUCCGGAGUUCAAAGGCGACCCGUGGUCUGUUUCUGAUGUUCAGAAUUUCCAGUUGCGGGCACUUCUGACGAGCAGCAGGUUUCCAGAACGAAGAAUUUUUUACCACUUUACCACCGCCGUCGAUACCGAGAAUAUCAAAGUCGUUUUCACCGCAGUAAAAGAUACAAUUCUAGGGAAGAAUCUAGAAGACCUCAUGCUGCAGUGAUAUAUAUUUUUUGGCAAUGAGAUGAGUGAUUCGUUGAGUGUGCUCCUACUCUCUCCUCCCGAAUCGGCAAACCCAUUGAAUUCAUGGUAAUUUUGAUCACCUUGUCGAGUUCCACAUUCACACAAAUAUAAAGCGCACUUUUUUCAGCUAUAAGCAAUCCAUAUGGUUUUGGUCAUAAGGGCGUCUUAGAUCCGCACGCGAAUUCACUGUUCAUGUGGCAGAUAAAAAAAAAACUGCACCCAUGUGUCUUUCAGAGAGUUUGUCUCUUAAUAAACAGAACAUCCUUCCAUCACUGAGUAUGAGAUUAAAGAAUGAUUUAGAUUGAAGGAAGAUGGUGUGACAUGCAGGUUUUCCGAUAAUAAAAUCGGUUUAUUUUCUGGAAAAUAAAAUUACCGAAUUUUGCAUCUUCUUUUUAGAUACGUAGACGGUAUACUGUCGAUUCGAAUUACUCGAAAGUUGGGACUUGCGAACGAAGUAGCGUGGGAGUUACAUGGCUGUUCUCAUUGAUUUAUAAGACAAUAUUUUAGGUGCUGCUCAUUUAGUUCCUUGUAGUUUAGCGGAAUUUCAGGCAAAACGGAUGAAAGUCUUUGAACUGAACAGAAAAAUGUGGGAACUAGAAGGUCUGGCAUUUUCUUCUUGGCUUUUUUUACGUGUGCCGAAAAGUACUUGCGCUUCUUUUUUGAAAAGUGCGUCUUAUAUUCGUGUGAAUGUGUUUAUUGUUCCCUGCAUACUAAGUUUGACUGAGGACUGUAUUUUUAAUGCGCUAUUUUUGUUUUUCGAACGAAUUUUGGUCAAUCGGAGAGAGCCGUUUCAUGUGCCGUAUCAAAUUUUGAAAAAAUCCCACAGAUUUUUUCACCGAUUUUCGUAUUGUUUGAAGAAUAGCUGCUUGUCUUUCGGGAAAGCGUGCUAGCACCAAAACGUAUUGAGGAUGCCAUAUUUUAUUGUUCAAUGCAUGUUGUAGUUUGGCAUUAGAUGCUUUCAUCAAUGUUUCUCAUUGCUUGAAGAAUCCUAUUUCGCAAUAUAUGCUUAGAUUUUUACAGAAUUCUAGCUCAAUCUAAUUCAGUGGUUCACACAGUUCUCGCACAAUGUAGCCCACGUUUUAAUCGAUAUAUAUUCAGAAGAUUUUUCGGCAUGACCCAUAUGAUUUACUUGCAAAUUCUUUCUCAUUCAGUAGAGUGGUAUUUAUCUGGACUUCGGCUGGUACAGGUAUUAUUAGUACAGUAGAAUCUCAUUAUAAUGAAUCUCAUAACAAAUUAAUGUUUGCAGCAUAAAUGUGGGGCUUUUUUGGUCCCUCUCGGACGUAGCCACAAUUUUAUGUUACCUUCAUUUUAAAAACUUUUUGUUCAUAUAGCAUAGCUUUUUAAGAAAGCUUUGUUGUAAUACGAUUCUACUGCAUUGGUCCUUCGUUUUUUUAUGCAGCUGUGCUUUUUCCCGGUCAACACCUCGCUCUUCAUGAAAUUUUUGAAGCAGUUUUGAACUUGUGACCUAAUUUAUUUAUUGACGGGUGCAACGCCUCCUAAAAGAGGGCUUGGAAAAAUUUUGAUAUGGUGUGCUGAAAGGGACUUGUUGAAGCCUUCUCCUAGCACCAGCCCUGAGAAUUGAAUGAUGAGGGAAACAAUGUUUGUCUGUGGUUUAUUUUAUUUUUUUUGUGAACUCGCAGAAAUAAUUGCGGCUCAAGGAAUGGAAGGUGUAUAUUUUCUUACGCCAUUUUUUAUUGAUUGGGGAAGCAGAGGUGUUCAGUUUAGUUCUGCUGUUGGAAAAUUUGCUUGUUGAGCUUCCAUUUUGUUUGACUUUGUUUGAAAAUGCUAUGUACAUGCCUGGUUUCUACACCGAAUCUGAUCUUGCGAACAAUAAAGGCAAAUGCAUUGAUGAA
Messenger RNA from Notodromas monacha, 3125 nucleotides. Lineage: Eukaryota; Metazoa; Arthropoda; Ostracoda; Podocopida; Cyprididae. The record is from the annotation of a GenBank genome assembly.